Molecule: messenger RNA, 1416 nt
Organism: Mangifera indica (mango)
Lineage: Eukaryota; Viridiplantae; Streptophyta; Magnoliopsida; Sapindales; Anacardiaceae
Product: E3 ubiquitin-protein ligase RING1-like
Exons: 2
Coding region: 82-1116 (344 amino acids)
Biological process (GO): protein ubiquitination
Cellular component (GO): cytoplasm
Molecular function (GO): ubiquitin protein ligase activity
Source: RefSeq, a predicted model, not a curated record
CUGUCAAACUCGAAUUGAUGAACAUUUACCCCGCAUAACACAAAAAAAUCCCUCAAAUCUCAACCCAUUUGUCUCGUUGACAUGUCUUCCUCCGGCGAAAUUGGUGGCGCCGCGGCGCUGGCACCACCACCUUGUCAACCACAGAUGUAUUACUGUCACCAGUGCGAGCGCACGGUCAGGAUCACUCCAUCUUCUUCCAUCGAACUCGCUUGCCCCACUUGCAACGGUGGCUUCCUUGAAGAACUCGAAACUAACCCUAACCCUAACCCUAGCCCUAAUCCCCAUUCUAAUCAUCCUUUCGAUGCCUUCCUCUUAGAAGACCUCAAUUCGCUGUUGGGUAUGGGUCCCACUCCGAGUCGGUCCUCUUUCACGGACCAGGCCGAGUUCAACCCUUUCGUUUUUCUCCAAAAUUAUCUGCAAACCCUGAGGGCAGGUGGCGCGAAUAUCCAGUUCGUUAUCGAGAACAGCUCCUCAAUGGACCCCACGGGCGGAGCGGCGGCGUUUCGGCUCCCGGCCAAUCUGGGGGAUUACUUUAUCGGGCCGGGUCUCGAGCAGUUGAUACAACAAUUGGCAGAGAAUGACCCAAAUCGAUAUGGAACUCCUCCGGCUUCAAAAUUGGCCAUGGAGGGGCUGCCUGAUAUCAAGAUAUCGGAGGAUUUGAUGGGUUCGGAUUCGUCUCAGUGUGCUGUGUGUAAGGAUAGUUUUGAGUUGAAUGAAGUUGCAAAACAGAUGCCUUGUAAACAUAUAUAUCACUCGGAUUGUAUUUUGCCUUGGCUACAGUUGCAUAAUUCGUGUCCUGUUUGUCGGUAUGAAUUGCCCACAGAUGAUCCUGAUUAUGAGCAAAGGCGUAAUGGGAAUAAUAAUAUCAGUGAUAAUAAUCAAGGUUUUAGUGUUGGGUUUGGUGGUGGGAUGUCUGCUGCUGGCGACGGUGGGAGUGGUGGGGGGAAUCCUGAGACUCCUAGGACAGUGGAGCGCAGGUUUAGAAUCUCGUUGCCAUGGCCAUUUAGGGGGGCUUUUAGUUCACCUGCAGAGACAAGUAGUGGGAGUGGGAACAAUGAUGGAGAUUCGAACUCAGGGAAUAGGGGUUCAGAACCCAGACAAGAAGAUCUUGAUUAAGAAGGUUCAUCGAGAUGAAAAGUGAUUCGGAUCUGCAACCACAGGCGACAUGGAAGAGAGAUGUUUCAUGUUAAUGCAUAUUUUCAUAUUUGGAUGAUAAUCAUAGGUAAAUGUCCAUUUUGAUGUUAGUAUUCAGAAUUCUUUAUAGUUUAAAAUUUCUGACAGUUUGCUGUGCAAAGCUUGUUGUGCAUCAUUGGCUUGCAUAUUUGUAAAAUUUUUCUAUCUUCUUUGGACCUGUUUAUACUUUUGAAGCGUCCAUUUUACAUUUUAUUUCACUCUUAAGUUAUGCUUUUUGCUGGA